Molecule: messenger RNA, 1057 nt
Organism: Belonocnema kinseyi
Lineage: Eukaryota; Metazoa; Arthropoda; Insecta; Hymenoptera; Cynipidae
Product: THAP domain-containing protein 4-like
Exons: 3
Coding region: 220-813 (197 amino acids)
Source: RefSeq, a predicted model, not a curated record
AAGUAUAGUCUGCGAUUUUAAAAUUAAAUGGUCUUGUUCAUAAUGCAUAAUAAUCAAUCAAUUAUUACAACAAUCGACAUAGUGCAUAUCGACAGCAUCGCAAGUAAAAUCAUAACCUCACUUUAUGGAUUGAAGAAUAAAACUUUCAAGUCUUUUGAGAAAUUCUGACAUAAAAAAAUACAUUAUAUAUUAGAAAAGGAUUUUUAGAAGUUUUCAAGUAUGAAAAUGCAAUGGGUGAAACAAAUUUUCAAUAAUCUUGAGUCAAUCAAGACAAGAUACAAAGUAAAUCUGCCAAACAUGUCAGAGAUGAAACCGAAACCAAGACACGAGGCUCUAAAGCCUUUAGGUUGGUUAGAAGGAACCUGGAAAACUGAGGCACCCGGAAAAGGAAAAUUUCCAACUAUAAAACCAUUUGAAUAUUCUGAAGAAAUCUCGUUCACUUCUGUUGGUCAACCAAUCCUCAACUAUAAAUCUCAAACCUGGAAUCCCGAAAGCAAAGCUCCAAUGCAUUUUGAAGUUGGAUUUUUGAAGAUAGUCCCAAACACAAACAAACUCAAUUUCUUACUUGCCCACAAUUUUGGUGUAACAACUAUUGAAGAAGGCCAAGUUUGCGAUAAAGAAAUAAUCUUGAACAGCACUUCUAUCGAAAGGCCCACUGCGGGAUCAAAACCACCAAAAGUUUUGAAGACGAAAAGGGAGAUCAGACUACUGAGUGACGAUUGUCUCGAAAAUGUUUUUUACAUGGCAACCGAAACCAAUACCGAAUUAACUGAACACUUGCGAACAGUAUACCACAGGCAGAAAGAUUGCUAAAUAUUUUUCAGGGCGUAUCUAGUCUUAAAUCUUUUAUACCUAUUUUUCCAGUAUUUAGAGUAAAAUAUAAAAUUAUGUCAUAAAAGGUAUUCUGAUAAAUUGAAGUCCUUCUUGGGUCGAUUAUAUUAUAAUUUAAUUUUUAAACUUUCAUAAAAUAUUAUUUGUAAUUCAGUGAAAAAAAAUGUUUAAUUAGAAGAACCCGGAGGAAGCCCGGGAAUUUGAAAUAAAAAUCUUCAAGAUGAAA